Molecule: messenger RNA, 3454 nt
Organism: Vidua chalybeata
Lineage: Eukaryota; Metazoa; Chordata; Aves; Passeriformes; Viduidae
Gene: UBA5
Product: ubiquitin like modifier activating enzyme 5
Exons: 12
Coding region: 1-1200 (399 amino acids)
Biological process (GO): protein ufmylation
Cellular component (GO): cytosol; cytoplasm
Molecular function (GO): UFM1 activating enzyme activity
Source: RefSeq, a predicted model, not a curated record
AUGGCGGAUCCCGGGCGGCUGGAGCGGCUGGAGCGGCGCGUGCGGGAGCUGGAGGAAGAGCUGGCCCGGGAGAAGCGCGGGCGGGCAGCGGCGCGGGCCCGCAUCGACACCAUGAGCGCCGAGGUGACCGACUCCAACCCCUACAGUCGCUUGAUGGCGUUAAAAAGAAUGGGAAUUGUCAAAGACUAUGAGAAAAUCCGUACCUUCACAGUUGCAGUAGUAGGUGUAGGGGGCGUUGGCAGUGUGACUGCUGAAAUGCUGACAAGAUGUGGCAUUGGUAAGCUGCUUCUGUUUGAUUAUGACAAAGUGGAACUGGCAAACAUGAACAGACUCUUCUUCCAACCUCAUCAAGCUGGAUUAAGUAAAGUGCAAGCAGCAGAACAUACUUUGAGGGACAUUAAUCCUGACGUUCAGUUUGAAGUACAUAACUACAACAUCACAACACUGGACAACUUUGAGCACUUCAUGGAUAGAAUAAGUAACGGUGCAUUGGAGGAAGGGAAGCCUGUGGAUCUGGUUCUAAGCUGCGUGGACAACUUUGAAGCUCGCAUGGCCAUUAACACGGCCUGCAAUGAACUUGGACAAAUCUGGAUGGAGUCUGGAGUGAGUGAAAAUGCAGUGUCAGGACACAUCCAGCUGAUCAUCCCUGGUGAAUCUGCUUGUUUUGCGUGUGCUCCUCCACUGGUAGUAGCUGCAAAUAUUGAUGAGAAGACAUUGAAAAGAGAAGGAGUUUGUGCAGCUAGUCUUCCUACAACCAUGGGUGUUGUGGCAGGAAUGCUUGUACAAAAUGUUCUCAAAUACCUGUUAAAUUUUGGUACUGUGAGUUAUUAUCUUGGUUACAAUGCGAUGCAGGAUUUCUUCCCAACUAUGUCUAUGAAGCCAAACCCCCAAUGUAGUGACCACAAUUGCAGAAAACAGCAAGAAAAUUAUAAGAAAAAAGAAGCUGCAAGACCAAAAGAAGAAGUAAUUGAAAAGGAAGAAGAAAUAGUACAUGAAGACAAUGACUGGGGCAUUGAAUUAGUAUCAGAAAUUUCAGAAGACGAGCUGAAGGCUGCAUCUGGCCCAGUACCUGAGCUUCCUGAGGGAAUUAAUGUAGCAUAUACUAUCCCAGACAAGGAAGAGAAUUUAAUAACUGGGGACACAGUAGCAGAGUCUGAAGAAAGCCUAGAAGAACUCAUGGCCAAAAUGAGAAACAUGUAGGAAAACAAAUAUUAAGUGCAACUUUCAUGAGUUUGGAUGGACCUUGGAUUUUGAGAAGACCAGACUUCUUACUUUUUUUCCUUUUUUUUUUUUUCUCAAUUGAAGCUUACCUUUUCUGAUGAAACAGAACUGUUACAGGGACAGGAAGGACACAGACUUACAUGUUCAUAUUCUGUUUUCUCAUCAUGUGUUUAUUAACAGAUAGAGCUGUCCUACUGUAAAUUUUAGUUUCUCAGCACUGCUAGUGUCCAGAUAUUCAGUGGCAAAUAAAGGGACCUAGAUAAACUAAAAAAGCAGGCACAGCACAUUAUAUACCCUAUCAUGUAAUGAGAAUAGCACAUAGAACAGGCCAAGGGAAAGAUGAAAUCUGCUGGAGUGGACUGAGUGGGUGAAGGGUAGAUGAUAAUGCCUCUCUCAUGUUGCUGCUCCUGAGUUUCCAGGCACUUUUACUUGGUUGUCAUUCACUGGUCUAAAGUCUUGGCAUGGAUCAUGCUGUGGCUACUUUUUCUGAGUAAUGAGAACAUAUAAGCCUUUUCAUCUGCCUUAAAUAUCCCUGGGAUGGAAUUUUCUUUAUCAAUGCAGCUUUGCUGCUGCUUGUCCUUAAACAGCUGCCUAUGUUUUGUAUGUGAUGUUUUGAGUAUACUGUAAGAAGGUGAAGUCUUUUGUUAUUAUUACAUUAGCAGCAUGCCACUAUUUUGUCUGGCAGAUGCUUUUCAUGACAAAAUUAUGAGCAACAUUGGAAAGAACUGGAGAUUUUGUCUCUCUUUUCAGAAGUCUAAAUAUUAUAUUUUUGUUGGUUGCUGGAAGUUUAUAAUUCUGAUCACUCCCCUUCACAUGGGCUAUAUUAAGUCUGAGUUUGCUGAGAAAGUCUUCUAAAAUUAGAUGCUAUAAAUUGUUAGUUUUGCAAAUAUUUUCAUUGGAGUAGCUCACUUGUUGUAUUUGUCUUGUAAAUGACAUAAGUACAGUCAUAUAACCUUUUAAAUGGCCACGUGUUAAACUGACCUGUAAAUAUUUGCAUCCUAGAGCACCAAUACCCUGCAGAACUGGAAGGAUCAGUUUCAAAUAUUUUAACUACUGUGGGCAUCUGAUCCAGAACUUGGUAAUCAUUUCAGCCUUGGAAGUGUAAUACAAAUAUUUCCAAAUAGGGCUCUUCAAAAAACUUUUCCACAAUGUGAUGCAGCCAACACAGAGCGAGCUAGUAAUGGCAGUAGUAGUAGAAUCCCACUAAAAUGAAAAGAGACAGCAAUACCAUGGUGGUGCUUCUGUUUCUUAGGGUAGCUGAAUGAAUACCUGUUAGUUAUACUAAUAAUUAGUUUUAAAAAUGUUUCAUUUCUAAGUAAUGGUUACAAAAUUCAAAAUCAGUUUCCUCCUCAGCUGACAUCAAAUUACAUUAUACACAGAAAAAUAAUUUCUAAAACCAGUGAGGGAGAUUUUGGGUGGUUUUGAGUGUGAGGCAUUAUACUGUAAAAUUGAAGUGGCUUUUUUGGAUUGAGUUCUAUUUUGGAGAAACCAGGUUUUAGAAAUGAACUGCAAAGAAAGAUAGGAAAUAGAAUAAUGAGACCAUUAAAAUGUAGAUACUUGAAUCUGUGUCACUAAGUCUACGUUAGCUUGAUCCAAUGUCAAUUUACAUGUUAUUUACAUUUCUGUGUGACUUUCACCUUUCUGUUGGGAACAAUAGAAGUCAGGCACACAACUGUGUGGAUCUGGAGAUCCUGAGGCAAAUGGCUGACUCACUUCUACAACAGCUCAGUUGAUCCUGACUCUUAACUAUUUGGCUGCUAUCACAGGAUUGAUAACUUUAGGAGAGGCAAAUUUCAUAAAUUUUUAUGAGGGAAUUAAUACACUUUUGUAUGCCCUGUUAGAGAGUACACAAAAUGGUUCCUGUGUUACUUUAGACUUUCAACUUGUAUAUACAAGAAGAAUUUGAAAUAAUCAGAAAAUAAAUAAAAGAUGUUUAUGUGCAAUGGGUAAAAUUAUUUAAAAAUAAACAGCAUGCAAAAAAGCAGCAUUAAGGAUUCUUUUUUUUUUUAAUUAAAAAGAUAUUUACAAGUAUAAUGUACUUUAACUGUAAAACACAAUAGAAUAUUUAUUGCUUCUUUGGUUAUGAACUAACAAAUCAAAGUACAUUGCCAUGAUUAAGUCCAGCUUUGUUUAUUGGGCAAUCUUUUAAAAGUGUUCAGUUUUUACAGUGUCUCAUGAAUGUUAUUAAGAUGUUGAUAUUCUCACAGUGUAAUUAAAUCUCCAUUGAAACUGG